AUGAUGUUUCCAAAUUUUAAUUCAUUAAUCCUUGCUAUAUUGUUCCUCACAUUUUCAUCGGCACAAAUAAAUCUUUACUCAACUCCUUUCAUCGAUUCAUCAACAUCACAAUUCGGAAGAAGAAUUGAGGGAGCGUCAGUGAAUGCUAACGGAGAUAUGUUCGCAACAAAUUUCGGUGCAAACCUAUUCGCGAUCGGUAGUAUCACACCAUCACAAUCGGUUUAUCAUACUUCCUCAUCACCAAAUUCUUUUUACAAUAGUAUAAGGUUCAUCCCAUUAACAAAAACACAAGUGUAUCAAGGUGUACAAGGGGUUGCAUUAUUGGCCAAUGUAAAAGAGAAUCAGAUCACGAAAAUCGUUGUAGAUAAGGAUGGCUAUGUUGAACAAAGUGCAAUCUGUAUGGAUCAAACUUUAUCAUUACCAAAUGAUUUAUCGUAUAGUUACGAGACCAAUAGAAUAUAUAUUUCGGGGCAAAAUAUUACCGCCAAUACCGUUAAAGGUGAUGGAGGAUUAUGGGUUUGUGAUGGUAAAAGUGGAAUUGUGAUUGACCACGUAUCAUUUGGUCGAACGAAUGGUAUCGAGAUUUCUCCUGAUGAAAAUACUUUAUAUAUUUCAGAAACUUUAAAUAAAGAUUCCAAAGUGGUAUCCAAUAAGAUUUGGAGAUUUAACAUUGAUAAAAGUACGGGGAAAGUAUCUAAUCAAGAACUUUUCGUGGAUUUUGAAAUAUUAGAUGGUACUCAAGCUAUUGAUAUUGAUGGUAUGAAAACUGAUAUUGACGGGAAUUUGUAUGUCACAAGACAUGAUGGAAGUCAUGUCUCCGUGUUUGAUCCUCUAGGGAACCUUUUAUCUAAAAUUUAUUUAAGUUCUAUUAAAAAACCUACCAAUUUGGAGUUUGGUGGUGAUUAUGGUAAAACUUUAUUCAUUGUUGGUGCCUGUAUUGAUGAUGGUACGAAAGGUUGCGUAGAAACCAUUCUAAGUGAUGUACCUGGUAGAGCGUUUACCGCUUUAAAAUCUUUAAAUGGGAAAUUGAUUUAG
Funneliformis geosporum is the source of this 1035-nucleotide messenger RNA. The record is from the annotation of a GenBank genome assembly. Lineage: Eukaryota; Fungi; Glomeromycota; Glomeromycetes; Glomerales; Glomeraceae.